AGCAAACGAAGAAGUAUGGCGGACCUACAAGAACGAAAAAUCAAAGAUGCUCAGAUGAGAGCUACCAUUAAUCAGAAGUUAGUGGAGACUGGUGAGAGAGAGAGGCUAAAGGAGUUGCUGAGAACUCGACUUAUCGAGUGUGGAUGGAGGGAAGAGCUCAAAGCAUAUUGCAAAGAAAUUGUUCAGCAGAAGGGAUUAGAACACAUCACGGUUGAUGACCUUGUCUCAGAAAUCACGCCAAAAGGACGAGCUCUUGUCCCAGAUAAUGUGAAGAAGGAAUUACUACAGCGGAUUCGCACGUUCCUCGCACAGCAGUCUUAACAUUUCACGUGUUUUCCAUCCAGACAUUUAUCUGCUGUGAUUUGUAUUUCUCUACAGACUAUAAACCAAUGACAUUUUCUAUCUCUUCCUAGAAAUCCUGAUGAGGCCAGCUUUUUUUUUUUUUUUUUUUCUUCUUUUUUUUAACUGUUUGCCAUUUGGCCAUCCUGUAGUAUAGAAUUGGUUGUUGUUACCUGACACCUCUUUACUAGUGAGUUGGUAGGCACGUUUUACCUGACACCUCUUUACUAGUGAGUUGGUAGGCACGUUUUACCUGACACCUCUUUACUAGUGAGUUGGUAGGCACGUUUCUUUUGUUUCAUACAUUUGGGGGGGGGUGGGGGGUGUACAUGGUGAAAGGUUAGGUUAUGUAUUCAUGAAAAGAGAAAGAUGGUUUUCUUUUAUCUUCUUUUUUUGUUAAAUGUAAUAAUUAUUUUGUUAUGGAAAAAUUAAAAUUAUAAAAAUUAAUGCGUUGGUGGGGUUACACAAUUUUUUUAAUAAAUCUUUUUUUAAAUCUAAAUG
Molecule: messenger RNA, 840 nt
Organism: Gigantopelta aegis
Lineage: Eukaryota; Metazoa; Mollusca; Gastropoda; Neomphalida; Peltospiridae
Product: transcription and mRNA export factor ENY2-like
Exons: 5
Coding region: 16-321 (101 amino acids)
Biological process (GO): regulation of transcription by RNA polymerase II; poly(A)+ mRNA export from nucleus; positive regulation of DNA-templated transcription
Cellular component (GO): nuclear pore; DUBm complex; SAGA complex
Molecular function (GO): transcription coactivator activity; chromatin binding
Source: RefSeq, a predicted model, not a curated record